This is a messenger RNA of Iphiclides podalirius (scarce swallowtail), 1674 nucleotides long. Lineage: Eukaryota; Metazoa; Arthropoda; Insecta; Lepidoptera; Papilionidae. The record is from the annotation of a GenBank genome assembly.
AUGGAUGGUGCUCAUGUUAGCGAUAUACAAGCGAAAAGUACUGAAUCUAGUGAACCAACUUCCUUAAUAACCGCUAAUAACACUCGGUGUACCAAAAGUGAUACUGUAAGAAAACGUUUACUUACCAGUCCUACAUCUGUUAUCCAAAAUGGGAAUCAAUCCAUCCAAUGCUCUAGUAAAGCCAAAAAGAGAAAGAGUUCUAUAUGUAAAGAUGACAAAUAUAUUGCAAAGGCAGAAGAUAAUUCAAAUGAAGAUGACAUUGAAGAGGAAAAAGAGAUUUUUGCUUUAUUGGUUUCAAAUAUACCUUUUCAAUGGACUUCUGAGCAAAUCACUGAAUUCAUUCAGGAUCAUAAAAUUGAUGUGUACGCUAUAGAGUAUUUGGAUGGUGGAGACCCAGACUUUGGUCAAAGAUUACGGCUGUCAUUCUUGAGUUUUGAAAAGUGUAAUGAGGCGAGAAAGAAACUCAAACUGAAGAUGGUGAAAGGCCGUAAACUGUCUGUUGCUUUUAUUGUUCCAGAGGAUUCAGACAGUGACAUUGAUUCAAAAACAUCCCUUCUUAUCGAUAAAAGCGAGUGCAAACCGGCGACCACGCCGUCGCCUCUGCCUCUGGAGGUGGACGUGGCGCCUGACCCUGAAGGGUUUUACGGUCUGAGGGCGGACUACUUAGAGUCCUUGGGGAUAAGGCCGCCAAUCGACAGAUGGGUGCACGUUUCUAACUUCAGAUGCGACAAAUCGGAGCUGAAAGAGGUAUUGGAGCUCGCCGGGCAAGUUGUGAUAUGCAACGUGAUAAUGACCAGAGAAAGAUAUUCCAAGGUCAUGUACAGCCACCCCCUGGAAGCGGUCCAGGCCGUGUCGAUGCUGAACGGACGGCUGUUAUACGGGCAAGUGCUCAAGGUGUCGAUGUACCAGUGUCCGCACGAGGUGAUCCUCCCGAAGGGGCUGGCUGACGUGGGCCCAGGGCUGGGGGAGGGCGGUAGACCGCUGAGGGACAUCGCCAAGGAGUACGCGCGGCACAUAAUGGGGGGCCAUUCCGCCGUGGACCGCUCGAUCUUCGUAGAGAGGGGCGGUGGACAGAGCCGAACGCCGAUUAAAGGGAACCCUACGAAACAGCCGCGGCCGCCGAGCUCCGAGUCCGCCCCUGGGUACCCGAACCCGUCCAACGUACCGAUAACCAACAGCACCGGUCCGUACCAAUCGGGCCGAGCGCCUGGCGCCGAGCGAUUCGAGCCGCCCGUACCGAACCGGCCGCAAACCGUGGUACGGCUCUCCGGGGGUGACGUCGGCCACCAAAGCUGCCCUGUCCCCGGACUAAGAGGCCCGGGAAUUUUCAAUCCCGGCGCAGUCCGGCACCAGACUCCGCCCGCGAACCCCGGAAUGGCGGCCAACACCUGGGCGAGUUAUGUUGCGCCUAACUUGAACAAUCGUCCAGUCGAUAGACUUGCCCAGCAGUGUAAGGGACCAACCGCCACAGUGGAAUUGAGCAAUCUUCCCCUGUCGACCACGUUUCCCCUGCUCUCCGAGAAAAUGGCUCAGGUCGGUCAGGUGAUGUCCUUGGAGCUGACCAGGGCGGGGUGCGCCUUGGUCCGUUUCGCGAAUCCAGCGCAGGCGCAGAGAUGCUACCAGCAUUUCAACAAGAUGUGUGCGAUGGGGAACACGAUCGAAGUGAGAUUCGUU